Paramormyrops kingsleyae is the source of this 1592-nucleotide messenger RNA. Lineage: Eukaryota; Metazoa; Chordata; Actinopteri; Osteoglossiformes; Mormyridae. The record is from RefSeq and is a predicted model, not a curated record.
AGCGGAAGUUACAUUUUCGGUAGGUGUAACAUUUUAGGUAGUGAUAGUGACAGUACUACAGUAGGCUAGUAGCGGAAUUCAGAGCGGCGUCACUCUGUCGAAACGCUGUCACGGCAUACAACGUACUUUACAGCAGCUCCCAGGAAAGGCUGAAGUUCUUAAUAAUUAAUAAGAAGUUCAAACCACACCCAGACAGAGUUGGAGUUAUUUCAGCUACAGUUUACUUAAUGAGAAACAUACUGGAUUGGCCUGUGCACACUGUUUCAUUAUUGUACUGCUAACUGCUGCUUUGAAGAAGUAAACUUAAUGAAAGACAACAUCCCUUACUGUGAUUCCAUUGCUCUGACCAGCACUCUUCUGCGAACACCACCCUAUCCCUGAACCACAAGUUAGUUUAAUCCUCCUACAUCCUAACGAAAAGGAACACAGUAUUAUUACUUUUCCUCCACGUUGCAUUUGAGCUCUCUGGUCAUCACCAUGGGUUACGGUUACAGUAAGGAAGAGGAAGAGAUCAUGAUCUCAGAUAUGUUCCAUAUAGCUGAGAGAUGUGGUGUGGUUCCUGAUAUUACCAUCGACGGCUCCUUACUGAUGUACUCAGGACUGGAUUCAACAGCUGUACUAGAACACUACAGUUCUCAGAUGGUCAGUGACCUGGUGAGCAAAGUUCCAGACUAUAUGAACGACCUGGGCUCCUCUUUAUCUGCUUUCAAACAUGUUCAAACGCAGUUGGAUUGGGCGCGUUGGUCAUCUCCUUCCUAUUAGACCUCACGGUCAGUUCUUUGGUCACGGUUCCUGAGGACAGCCCCCUGAACAUGAUGCGCCGGGUCUUCGCUGAGGAAAAGGCCUCGGGGGUCAGAGACUCCAUGGACGAGUACCUGAAACGCCUCCAAAAGUAUGUGUGGGAACCAGAACAGGCGCUAGAAGAGACCAAACGUCUGGAGAAACAGCUGAGUGAGCAGCUGACCCGCCUGAGGAACUCCAUGCUGAAGGACGGCCAAAUGAGCUCCCGCGCCAUGAAGAUCUGGACCAACGGCGCGACGUUCCAUGCGCAGAUGCUAAUCCACGAGGCGCGGCUCAUGAUGGCGGGAUACGGAUCGAAGAAAGAAAAGAACCUUGACCUUCGAGUAGCUUCUGUCAGCAACAUGGUGGAUCACUAUCGAAAGGACUUGGAGGAAUUGUUAGAUAAGUACAAGAGCUAUAAACGCACUAACCUGCACAUGAAUAGACUAGAGAGAGCUUACCCUUUUUCCCCCGAUUACUGUUAUAUUUGUGACAUUGAGCUUAGGAUGUGUACAGAGCGCAAUCCUACAGCUUACCGCCAUGAUCUUUUUAAGUUUAAUUAUUGUGGCGGAUCAUUGGGCGCCUACAUGAACUACAUGUUUAGCAACUGGGAAGGGAAUCUUUCGGAGAACUGGCGGCGAAGGAUUCAACAAUUUCAUCUAUACCUGGCCGCCACGGAGAAGGAGGGUAAGCCGGAGAAGCUUCAGUGCUCGCUGCUGCUUCAGUGUGCCGGGGAGCAGGCGCAGGAGUUAUACAGCACGUUUACUUUUGCCAACGAUGACGUGGGUAAUAUCGAACCGACGAAAAUUUGA